AUGGAAGAACAAACAACAAACUCUCAUCCACUCAUGAAUGUUGGUUCUGCUGAAGAUCAUGAUGAUUCGGAAACGUUACAUACAACAAGUGAUCCACUCCGAGCAAGUAACGAAACUAAACAAGAUGAAGAAGAAUACGAAACUAUUCAUCUGGUAAAACAAGUUGAGACAAAACAAAACCAAUCAUCUAAAGCGACAUUAAAAAACAAACAAAAAGAAGAAAUAGAGGAACAUAUCAAUCAACAAGACCAGCCGAAUGUUGACUAUUUACAACAUGUUGAUUAUUUUAAACCUAUUCCUAAAUAUGUUGUUAAUUUAAAUAUGGAUGCUAAAAAGAGAUGGAAACAUAUUGUGAUGGAUAUGAUUGAACCAUUGAAACUUUUAGCAAAAUAUCUAACAAAUGUAUAUCAAGACGAUUCUGAUUCGUUUGCACCUAGUAUGACUGAUAUUAUUUCACAAAUUUACACACCUGAUGAUUUGGAGCAAGAAAUGUGGGGAAUUGCUGAUAUUACAAAUAGAUAUGGGUUAACUUAUGAUUUAAUUUAUCAGUUUAAUAUUUCGUAUAAUGAUUUUGGUGUGAAUAGCAGUGUGGCAUUUAGUGAAAUUAAUGAAGAUGGUGUUUUUCAAUUGAGACAUAGUAAUUAUGAACACAAUUUAGCCAAGAUAUUGAGAUUAUUGACAGUGGAUAUUGAUUUUAUUAAGGAUGGUAGAUUAAUAUUCAAAACAACUACCUUUUUACCACUGGUUGGCGUUUCUAAUGGUUUAAGAUUUUCACAAUUCACACAAAGGAGUAGUUACUCAUUCUCCUACAGCUUGAGAACAGUUGAGGAGGGAUUUUUAGGUGAUGUUGCAAGCUGGUUUGGAACCAUUCUUGCAUUUUGGAAUACUGAAUUUCUUCUCAGAGAAGUCAUGGAAAAAUGUGAAAAGUACAAGGACGCACUGGAAUAUAUCAGAACAAGUAGGACCAAUAGUGCCUCAUAUAUUUUAGUCUGUUCUGGGGAUAAUGCCACAUUGAUAAGUAGAGGAAGAAGUAGUGAGGAACAAUCAUUACUCCUCCACAAGGAAUCAACAACUCAUGAUGAUGGAUCAAUUGAAUUGGAAACACAGGCCAGAAGAAGAAUCAUUGUUCAAGGAGACACUGAUUGGUUUAAUCAGGAAGACACCAAAAUUGAUUUGAAAAAGAAACAAUUAACCAAAUACCUAUUCAAACACUCUCCAAAACCAAACAUUCCAAAUCACAUGUUAGAGUAUUGCCUCUCAUGUCUUUCUAAGAAAAAUGUUCUCACUCAGGGAACAAUCUUUCAACAAGUAAUUAACACUGUCGAUGGAACAUUCUUUUCCAGAACAUAUAAUCCACCAGUGCCAUCAGCAAACUCUUCCGAUUCUCAAUAUUAUAUUAAGAAAUAA
Molecule: messenger RNA, 1407 nt
Organism: Naegleria gruberi
Lineage: Eukaryota; Heterolobosea; Eutetramitea; Acrasida; Naegleriidae
Exons: 1
Coding region: 1-1407 (468 amino acids)
Molecular function (GO): hydrolase activity, acting on carbon-nitrogen (but not peptide) bonds
Source: RefSeq, a predicted model, not a curated record